This is a messenger RNA of Pistacia vera, 1542 nucleotides long. Its product is annotated as pto-interacting protein 1-like. The record is from RefSeq and is a predicted model, not a curated record. The coding region runs from base 226 to 1311 and encodes 361 amino acids. Lineage: Eukaryota; Viridiplantae; Streptophyta; Magnoliopsida; Sapindales; Anacardiaceae. Gene Ontology annotation, molecular function: protein kinase activity; ATP binding. The transcript is spliced from 8 exons. Gene Ontology annotation, biological process: protein phosphorylation.
AUUUAAUAAAUUUCUAUUCAGGAACUAACGUCAAACAACACCAAAGUCAAGAGCCUGAAUACAUUUCUUCAUCCUACGCACCCUUCUUCCCCUUAUCCUGCGCACCUCUCGCCGGCCCCGUAGAUCCACUUGCUCACUUUCUCUUGAGAGAUAUUUAUUCAACUUUACAGCUCUUGCUUGCUGCUUAUUUUAACUGAUAAAGGGGCAUUCUUGAGGGAUUGAAUCAUGAGUUGCUUCAGCUGUUGUGAAGAAGAUGAUAUGCAUAAAGCUGCUGACAAUGGAAACCCAUACAUGGCAAAAAAUUCGGCAGGAACUGAUGGAGGUUAUCCUGCAUCAGAAGCAGCACCCAGGGGUGCUCAAACUGUGAAAGUCCAGCCUAUAGAAGUCCCUGCUAUUUCAGUGGAGGAACUGAAGGAAGUUACUGAAAACUUUGAAACAAAUGCUUUGAUUGGAGAAGGUUCAUAUGGAAGAGUAUAUUAUGGGGUUCUUAAAAGUGGGCAAGCAGCAGCAAUAAAAAAGUUAGAUGCCAGCAAGCAACCUGAUGAGGAAUUUUUAGCCCAGGUUUCCAUGGUAUCAAGGUUAAAGCAUGAAAACUUUGUUCAAUUGCUUGGUUACUGUGUUGAUGGAAAUUCACGUGUACUUGCCUAUGAGUUUGCAUCUAAUGGAUCUCUUCAUGAUAUUCUUCAUGGAAGGAAAGGUGUUAAAGGAGCUCAGCCUGGCCCCGUUUUGUCAUGGCAACAGCGAGUAAAAAUUGCUGUAGGCGCUGCAAAAGGGCUUGAAUACUUACAUGAAAAGGCAGACCCUCACAUCAUCCAUCGUGAUAUUAAGUCCAGCAAUGUACUAAUUUUUGAUGAUGAUGUUGCGAAGAUUGCAGACUUUGAUUUGUCCAAUCAAGCCCCUGAUAUGGCAGCACGCCUUCAUUCCACUCGUGUUCUUGGAACUUUUGGUUAUCAUGCACCUGAAUAUGCAAUGACUGGACAGUUGAAUGCUAAGAGUGAUGUGUACAGCUUUGGUGUUGUCCUGCUUGAGCUUCUAACAGGGCGAAAACCUGUUGAUCAUACGUUGCCACGUGGACAGCAGAGUCUAGUGACAUGGGCUACACCAAAACUUAGUGAGGACAAAGUUAGGCAGUGUGUUGAUGCAAGACUAGGAGGUGAUUACCCUCCAAAGGCAGUUGCAAAGAUGGCUGCAGUUGCUGCCCUGUGUGUGCAAUAUGAAGCUGAUUUUCGGCCAAAUAUGAGCAUUGUUGUCAAAGCACUCCAGCCCCUGUUAAAUGCUCGGCCCGGACAUGCUGGUGAAUCAGCACAUUAAUGACUCUUUCUCUCUCUUUCUAGUGUCCGUGUGCAAGAGUGCACACAUGCAAUGCAAGAUUGGAAAAUAUGACAAAGGGAUUGUUUAAGGAGGCGGUGAUAAAUUGUUUGUCGAGGUUCUAUAUGCUUCAAUUAUAUAUGGUGUAUUUGAUUUGUUCAUAAUGGGUGAAUUUGUUUAUUUCUCACACUACCUAGCAUUUUUCUUAAUUAUUAUUUUUGGCUUCAGCUUCUA